CCUCAUACCACGACGCAUGUGAGAUAACCGAGCAUUUUGCGGAUGCGCGGAUCAGUCGUCGAAUGAAUCGUCUAGUGGACGAAUCGUCUGCCCGAUACGAUUCCGGUUUUACAACGAUUGGCGGAGCGACAUUAACGUUCGAACAUUUAAAUCUGACAUUAACCAGAUAAGAUAAUAACGUGCGAUUUUUUCGAAAUACGUAAGAAAAUGGCAGACGAAAAAGAAGUUUUCUCGAUCAAAGAAGUGCAAGAUUAUUUACAAACUUACGUAUUAAAAAACACUGAACUGACGUCUCCUAAAUUCCACAUAACAAAAGGUAGCGAAGAAGGCGACAACUAUAUCGGCAUUGUGUAUCGCGUCACGAUCGAGGGUGUUGAAAACGGUAAAACCAAGAAAAUCGAGCUUUUCGUAAAGACCAGACGGAACAUGAACGAAUGGGGAGACAUAAAGGACAAAUCGUCGCGUCUGUUCGAACGUGAAAUACAAUUUUAUCAAGAGAUAUUGUCUAUUUUUCAAGAAACCGUAAAAAAACACGGUGGAAAUAUCGUCCGUUUUCCGUUUUUUUACGGCGCCAGUGUCGAACUCGAUAAACAGUUGUUGAUAUUCGAAAAUCUCCAAUGCAAAGGAUUUGUAAUGACAAAAUCGAGGAUACUGGAUUAUCAGCACAUGUCCUUGGCGCUCCGAUGUUUGGGCGAAUUUCACGCGUACAGUUUUCUCACGCGUGCUUCGAAUCCGAUCGGUUUUGAAAAAUUAAAAUUGACGGAACAUUUGUACGAAGAAGGAGACUCGUGGUUGUUCAACGAGCAAAUAAAAUCGUAUUUCGAUGCGAUCAGUGAUAUUGUACUAAAGGCAUUAGCGGACGAGGACAAACAUUAUGUCAAAAGAUAUCAACAGUUUAUCGACAAUCUGGAUGAAGCAAUGUUUUACACGAUUGACGCGAAACAGGCUGAACCUUACGCCGUUGUAAUACACGGCGACUUUUGGACCAACAAUAUGUUAUUUAAGUACGAUAAGAAUAAAAUGCCGUGCGACGUGCGAUUUUUAGAUUUUCAAAUAAGUCGUUACGCAUCGCCCGCUAUAGAUAUACUUCAUAUUCUUUUCAUGUGUUGUGAGUCGGAAGUAAGAAAAAGAUAUUGCGAUCAACUGAUACGCGAUUAUUACGAUUCGCUGUCCAAGUACCUGAAAGGUUUUGGUUACGAUCCCGACACUCUGUUUCCUUAUGACGUACUGUCUCAACACUUGAAGAAAUUCGGCAAAUAUGCUGCGGGUACAAGUACCUUUAUGAUACCGAUAUUAUUCAAUGACGGAGAGGACAGAUCUGUAGAAAACUUAUUCUCGCCAGAAGCACUCGAAGAAAAAUUAAAAACCAACAGUACUUUUAGAAAUCAUAUAAAAGCUUCGUUUAAAGAUAUAAUUGACAGAAAUUAUAUAACAAUAUUGCCCAUUUUUGAAGAGAUCGCAAAAAAACACGGCAAAACUGUCGCUUGCUGUCCGUCGUUUUGCGAUGUCAGUGCAGAAGUCGGAAGCGAGCCGAAUAAGAUAUUAACGUGCGACUUUCGCGAAAUACGAAAAAAAAUGGGUGACGGAAAAGAAGUUCUCUCGAUCGAAGAAGUGCAAAAUCAUUUGCGAACUUACGUGUUAAAAGACACUAAAUUAACGUCUCCUAAAUUCUACAUAACGAAAGGUAGCAACGAAGGCGAUAAUUACGCUGGCAUUGUGUAUCGCGUCACGAUCGAGGGUGUCGAAAACGGUGAAACCAAGAAAAUCAAGCUUUUCGUAAAAACUAGAAGAAUUACGACCGAAUGGGGAGAUUUAAAGGACAAAAUGUCGCGUGUGUUCAAUCGUGAAAUAGAAUUUUAUCAAGAGAUAAUACCUAUUUUCGAAGAAACCGUAAAAAAACACGGCAGAAGUAUCGUCAGUUUUCCGUUUUUUUAUGGCGCGAGUAUUGAAUUCGACAAAGAGUUGUUGGUAUUCGAAGAUCUACAACCCAAAGGAUUUGUAAUGACAAAAUCGAGAAUACUGGAUUAUCCGCAUCUCUCUGUGGCGCUCCGAAGGUUGGGCGAAUUUCACGCGUACAGUUUCCUCACGCGUGCUUCGAAUCCGAUCGGUUUUGAAAAAUUAAAACUAAAAGAACAUUUAGUCGACCAAGAAGACAACUCGUGGUUGUUUAACGAUCAAUUAGAAUCGUAUUUCAAAGCGAUGCGUGAUAUUGUAAUAAAGGCAUUAGCGGACGAGGAUAAACAUUAUGCCGAAAGAUAUCAACAUUUCGCUGACAAUCUGAAUGAAAUAAUGGUGUACACGCUUGACCCAAAACAAGCUGAACCUUACGCCGUUGUAAUACACGGCGACUUUUGGACCAACAAUAUGCUUUUCAAGUAUGACAAGGAUGGAAAGCCGUGCGACGUGCGACUUUUAGAUUUUCAAAUAGCUCGUUACGCAUCGCCCGCUAUAGAUAUACUUCACAUUCUUUUCACCUGUUGUGAGCCGAAAACAAGAAAAAAAUAUUAUGAUCAACUGAUACGCGAUUAUUACGAUUCGCUGUCCGAGUAUCUAAAAAGUUUCGGUUAUGAUCCCGACAAUCUGUUUCCUUACGACGUACUGUCUCAACACUUGAAGAAGUUCAGCAAAUAUGGUGCUGGUAUAGGUACCUUUAUGAUACCGGUAUUAUUCAAUGACGGAGAGGACAAAUCCGUACAAAACUUAUUCUCCCCAGAAUCACUCGAGGAAAGAUUAAAAACCAACAGUACUUUUAGAAAUCAUAUAAAAGAUUCGUUUAAAGAUAUGGUCGACCGAAAUUAUUUGUAAAGUAUUUUCUAAUUGCACAUUAUAUAAUGUAAAAGAAAAUAUGUAUCAUCAAUAAUUUGGAGCAUUAUAUUUCCGACUUAUCUCUUAUGAUCGAGCCAUUAAAAGAAAAAACAAAAUCAGUCCUGCGCCCGAAAUUACUGAAGGUUUUACUGUUUAUAUUGUAUUUUAUAUUGUAUUUUGUGUGUACAUAUUACGUACAUGUUAUACAUUAUAAAUAAA
Messenger RNA from Pseudomyrmex gracilis, 3024 nucleotides. RefSeq lists its product as uncharacterized. The record is from RefSeq and is a predicted model, not a curated record. Bases 208 to 2805 code for a protein of 865 amino acids. Lineage: Eukaryota; Metazoa; Arthropoda; Insecta; Hymenoptera; Formicidae. The transcript has 9 exons.